CUACUUUAAAUAUUUUAUUCACCUCACAACUGUCAUCAAUGUUAAUCAGCUGUAGCAGCCAAACUCGCUUACUAAAUAUAUCUUGAUUAUUAUAUCAAUCUAAAAACAUACAAAGAAAAUUUGUUAUCACAACAAAAAGGUUUUAUAAGUUAAAAAAUCUAUAUUCUUGGUUUGAAGUUUAAAUGAUUGGACCGAAAUCAUAAGCACGAAAUACCUCUGCAUAUAGUGGAAUCGAUAGCAUUUGCAUAUAAUUAGUGCUCCACGAAAUCAAUAGUAGGGAGUAAAUUGAAAAUCUACAAGAUCGAGAAUGGAUUGGCGGCAAGCGGAAAUUUUUGACCUACUAUCUAUGUAUAGGGAGUCAGAGUGCCUAUGGAACUGUCUCAAUCCAGAAUAUAAAGACGUGGACCUAAAGAAAAAUGCAUGGAAAGAAAUUGCAAAUUUUUUCGGAAGAAGUGUUGAAGAAGUGAAGAAGAAAAUUAAAAAUUUACGCACUGGUUACGUUUUAGAGAAAAAGAAAGCCGAUAGUAAAAACGCAAAUUCAGGAGAUUCUCUCUAUGAACCCCGUUUAUUUUACUAUGAUGAAAUGACUUUUUUGGACCCCGUAAUAGUUUUACGAAUUUGUAAUCCUACAGAGCAGAGUACCGACCACUUAAGGAAAUUGCGUGCACAGCGUUCCUCAAACGACAGACACAUUAUUGUUGAAAAGAAAAAGCGCAAAGUGUUCAGUAAUACCUCGGAGGAUAAAGCACAUUGGGAGCUGACACCUGCAAAAAAACAGCGUGUUUUAAAUGAUGUACAUUUAGAUAAUGUACCACAAGACGAAUUAGAAAAGACAGAUCAUACAAAUAAAGAAGAUACCUUUUGUGCAAUGCUUUGUAGCGAACUUCAAUUACUUAAAUCUGAAGAUAUAUAUGACAAUGUUACAUCUGAAAUUUUUACAAUUCUAAGGAAUGCCAAAAUAGCAGAACGUCAAAUCGAAUAUCAGCCCGAAGAGAUUAACAAAGUCGCUAGUAAAUGUUCUUAUUCUUAACCAUAAAAGUCGAGAUCAUUUAUCUGGCAUAGUUUACUGCAUAUUUUUACCACUACAACAACAAUAAUCAAGUUUAUUAAUUUUAAUAGCAAUUUUUUCUACUAAUAAAGAAUAUACAAUGUGUAUAUAUUAUAUGUGUCGAAACAUUAAAAUCUUUUUUACGAAAAUCUGUUAUUCUUUUCCAUACCUAUAUCAGGGAUAUCUCUAUCACUGCACCAAAUAAUACAAUGAUUGAUACGAAAUGAAAAGCCUGUUUUUGGUACCAUGAUGUUAUUCUCAAACCAGUGACAGCUACAGUUACUGCUUGAAAUUCAAUAAUGCUUAGAUUCUUAA
Zeugodacus cucurbitae (melon fly) is the source of this 1363-nucleotide messenger RNA. RefSeq lists its product as uncharacterized. The coding region runs from base 308 to 1030 and encodes 240 amino acids. The transcript has 5 exons. NCBI's taxonomy places the organism in Eukaryota, Metazoa, Arthropoda, Insecta, Diptera, Tephritidae. The record is from RefSeq and is a predicted model, not a curated record.